Molecule: messenger RNA, 2671 nt
Organism: Tinamus guttatus (white-throated tinamou)
Lineage: Eukaryota; Metazoa; Chordata; Aves; Tinamiformes; Tinamidae
Gene: MCM3
Product: minichromosome maintenance complex component 3
Biological process (GO): DNA replication; double-strand break repair via break-induced replication; DNA strand elongation involved in DNA replication
Cellular component (GO): nucleus; MCM complex
Molecular function (GO): ATP hydrolysis activity; single-stranded DNA helicase activity; ATP binding
Source: RefSeq, a predicted model, not a curated record
AUGGCGGCCCCCGCGGGCGCGCUGGAGGACGCGGAGCUGCGAGAGGCGCAGCGCGACUACCUCGAUUUCCUGGACGAUGAGGAAGAUCAAGGGAUCUACCACAGCAAAGUCCGGGACAUGAUCAGUGACAACCAGUACCGGCUCCUUGUCAACAUCAAUGACCUGCGGAGGAAAAACGAGAGGAGAGCCAGCAGGCUUUUGAGCAACGCCUUUGAGGAGCUGACGGCCUUCCAGCGCGCUCUGAAGGAUUUUGUUGCCUCUGUUGAUGCCACCUACGCCAAGCAAUACGAGGACUUUUACAUUGGGCUCGAGGGCAGCUUUGGUUCCAAGCACGUGUCUCCCCGGACGCUGACCGCCUGUUUCCUUAGCUGUGUCGUCUGUGUGGAGGGCAUCGUGACCAAGUGUUCUCUGGUUCGUCCAAAGGUUGUCCGGAGUGUCCAUUAUUGCCCAGCUACUAAGAAAACUAUUGAGCGUCGAUAUACAGACAUGACUUCUCUGGAUGCUUUCCCAUCCAGCUCUGUCUACCCUACAAAGGAUGAAGAGAAUAACCCCUUGGAGACUGAGUUUGGUCUCUCAGUCUACAAGGAUCAUCAGAGCAUCACCAUCCAGGAGAUGCCCGAGAAGGCACCAGCAGGGCAGCUUCCACGCUCUGUGGAUGUCAUCCUAGAUGAUGACCUAGUGGACAAAGUAAAGCCUGGGGACCGCAUCCAGGUGGUCGGGACAUACCGCUGCCUACCAGGAAAGAAAGGGGGUUACACUUCAGGGACGUUCAGGACUAUCCUCAUUGCCUGUAACGUGAAACAGAUGAGCAAGGAUGUUCGGCCUCUCUAUUCUGCUGCUGAUGUGGCCAAGAUCAAGAAAUUCAGUAAGAGUCGCUCCAAGGAUAUCUUUGACCAGCUGGCAAAAUCCCUGGCUCCCAGUAUCCAUGGGCAUGAGUACAUCAAGAAGGCCAUUCUCUGUAUGCUGCUUGGAGGGGUGGAGAAAGUCCUGGAGAACGGGAGCCGCAUCCGAGGAGACAUCAACAUCUUGCUGAUAGGAGACCCUUCGGUUGCCAAAUCUCAGCUGCUGCGGUAUGUGCUCUGCACUGCACCCCGGGCCAUCCCCACCACUGGCAGAGGCUCCUCAGGUGUUGGUCUGACUGCUGCUGUCACCACGGACCAAGAAACUGGAGAACGGCGCCUGGAAGCAGGAGCCAUGGUGCUGGCUGACCGUGGCGUGGUGUGUAUCGACGAGUUCGACAAGAUGUCCGACAUCGACCGUACGGCCAUACACGAGGUGAUGGAGCAGGGCCGCGUCACCAUCGCCAAGGCUGGCAUCCACGCGCGGCUCAACUCCCGCUGCAGCGUCCUGGCUGCGGCAAACCCAGUCUACGGCCGGUACGACCAGUAUAAGACGCCCAUGGAGAACAUCGGCCUGCAGGACUCUCUGCUCUCCCGCUUUGACCUGCUCUUCAUCGUCCUGGACCAGAUGGACCCUGAGCAGGACAGGGAGAUCUCGGACCACGUCCUGCGAAUGCACCGAUACCGCAACCCCAACGAGCAGGAUGGGGACGCCAUGCCCCUGGGCAGUGCCGUGGAGAUCCUGGCGACAGAGGACCCCGACUUUGUGCAGGAGGAGGAACAGGAGCUCCAAGUGUAUGAGAAACACGAUGACCUCCUGCAUGGGCCCAACCGAAGGAAAGAGAAGAUCGUCAGCAUGGAGUUCAUGAGGAAAUACAUCCACGUAGCAAAGAUCAUUAAGCCCGUCUUGACCCAGGAGUCGGCAAACUACAUAGCCGAGGAAUACUCCCGCCUGCGCAGCCAGGACCAGAUGGACUCCGACAUCGCCAGGACCUCCCCAGUCACAGCCCGUACCCUGGAGACCCUGAUCCGCCUCUCCACGGCCCAUGCAAAGGCCAGGAUGAACAAGACGGUUGAUCUUCAGGAUGCGGAAGCAGCUGUGGAGCUGGUGCAAUAUGCCUACUUCAAAAAGGUGCUGGAGAAAGAGAAGAAGCGCAAAAAGCAGGCAGAGGACGACUCGGAGACUGAAAAGGAGGAGGAGGAUCAGCAGCCCGAGGAAGAGAGCAGGAAGAGAAGGAGGAAGAAGGCACGCGCCGGGGACGAAGGAGGCUCCUACGACCCUUACGCGUUCAGUGAUGCCGAGGAGGAGAUGCCAGAGGUCCAGGCACACACUCCCAAGACUCCUGAACCUGCGGCGUCAGGCGAAGCAAAGAAACCAGAGCUGACUGACGCAAGGUUGAAAGCUUUCAAGGCUGCCCUCCUGGAGGUCUUCAAAGCUUCCCAUGCCCAAUCCGUGGGCCUGAAGAGUGUGAUGGAGUCCAUCAACCGGGACAACCCUGAGCCCUUCUCGUCAGCUGAAGUGAAGGCAGCGCUAUCCCAUAUGCAGGAUGACAACCAGAUCAUGGUGUCUGAUGACAUUAUAUUUUUAAUCUGAGCUGCUAGACAGAAGAGCCCAAAUUCUCAUGGACUUCUCUAUCUGGAGACUCUUUGUAUUUUCCUUCAUCCCUCUCCUGAAUGCCUCGUCUGGCUGAGCUGGACUUUGGGGAGCUUGAGUCUGUGCACUUUACAGUCCUUCCUGUGCAUUGCUGGCACCAAAAAGGCCAGGAGCUCCGAAAGCUCUCUUAGCAUCACUGCCUUCAAUAUGGAGUACUUUAGGAGAUGUUUAUUUUUAC